AUGGAUCAAGAUGCUGUGGCGGCGACGAUGACAAUGCAGUUGGAUCCAGACACGAGCCUGCGUCUCUUGCGCCGGCUGAAUGUCGUGGGUGUCGUGGUGCUGGUGGUGCUGUUGCUGCAAUUGAUGGCGACGCUGUAUAACCUCAGAACGACCACGAACGAAUCCGUCCGGCUGCAAAAUCAACACCAGGUGCUUCUCAGUUUUAACUCAUGGACAAGAUGA
Molecule: messenger RNA, 222 nt
Organism: Aphanomyces astaci
Lineage: Eukaryota; Oomycota; Saprolegniomycetes; Saprolegniales; Verrucalvaceae
Exons: 1
Coding region: 1-222 (73 amino acids)
Source: RefSeq, a predicted model, not a curated record